Molecule: messenger RNA, 1479 nt
Organism: Penicillium expansum
Lineage: Eukaryota; Fungi; Ascomycota; Eurotiomycetes; Eurotiales; Aspergillaceae
Product: Major facilitator superfamily domain, general substrate transporter
Exons: 3
Coding region: 1-1479 (492 amino acids)
Biological process (GO): carbohydrate transport; transmembrane transport
Cellular component (GO): membrane
Molecular function (GO): carbohydrate:proton symporter activity
Source: RefSeq, a predicted model, not a curated record
AUGCAGUCCCGUCUUCGAUUGCUACUUUGUGUAGCUGCUAUCUCCCUUGGCGGUGCUGUGAUCGGUAUUGACACCGGAAUCAUCGCAACAGUGAUUGCACAGGAUUCCUUUAACAACUUUAUGUUCCCACCGGGGACCAAGAAUGCGUCUAGUCUUCUAGGGGCAAUUGUUGCCAUGUCUUCAACAGGCUCAGCAAUAGGUUCUUUGCUUUGCGGACUCACCCUCGAAAAAUUGGGUCGCAAGUACACUAUCAUGAUCUCGACCCUGUUUACCAUCGUUGGGGCGGUGUUGCAGACCGCCGCUAAUGGAGUGAUCAUGAUGAUUAUAGGCAGGUUGAUCUGCGGUAUCGCAACUGGAAUUCUCAGCCCCUCCAUCUCGGUUUACAUCUGCGAAUUAGCCCGACCACAGGAGCGAGCGAGAUUCAUUGGAAUCUUCGGCCUCAUUAUGGCGAUCGGAUUCUGUAUUGCGAAUUGGAUUGGAUAUGCAUGUUCCUUCGCCCAUACUUCUCACAUAUGGCGUCUUGAAUUAGCUAUGCAGUUCCCUGUGGCAGUGGUGUUGCUCGUUUUCUGCAUUUUCCUUCCUGAAUCCCCCCGUUGGUUGGCGCAAAAGGGCCAGGCAGAGAAGUUUGAAGCCGUCAUUCGUCGCAUAUACGAGUCGGAACCCGAAGAAGUCAUCCUCAAAUUGCAACUUGAAAUUCAGAGCCAACUUGCCAUCGAAGCGGCAGAGCGUGAGAAUUCGACUCUCGGCCAUGCCCUGAUCGAGUUAUUCAGCAGGAAAUUCAUCAAGCGGACAGCUCUUGCCAUUGCCGUCAUGCAAGUUGGAAUUCUCAGUGGUUCCCUCGCUAUUCAGAACUACCAGUCUCUCAUGUAUGAGGCUCUUGGGUUCAACGGUACAGAGGUUCUUCUAAUCAGUGGCUGCUAUGGUUUCAUGGGAGUCAUUGGGCAAUUGAUAAACCUUGCUGGGGUUUCUGAUCGCUGGCCUCGGGUCCGCACUAUGUGGGUUGGAUGCGUUGUUCUUGCUGCCAUGUUAUCCAUACUAGCAGCACUUUCUAAAGAAUACGGCAGUGGCAACAAUAUUGCUGGUGCUCGUGCUGGGAUAGCAUUCAUCUUCAUCUACUCAGCAUUGUACGCUGUAUUUUUCAAUUCUACUUUAUACACAGUCGCCGCAGAGACUUUCCCUCAGCAUUUGCGUGGUUAUGGGACUGGCGUCGCAGCGCUUUGCCAAGGCGUCUCUGGCAUUUGGAUAGGUCAAGUCACCCCUUACGCAUUUGAUGCGAUUACUUGGAAGUACUACUUUGUUUUCAUUGGCUCUCUUCUCGCCCUGGGUGCACUAUAUGGCACUUUCUUAGUCGAAACAAACAAUGUUUCUUUGGAAGAAAUUGCAGGAAGGUUUGGUGACCAUGUUGUCUCUUCUGAUAAGAUUGAUAACGCCAUUGAGGAGAAACGAGCGGAUCGGACAACAGAGCAUAUUGAAGGGUAA